Molecule: messenger RNA, 2340 nt
Organism: Alosa sapidissima (American shad)
Lineage: Eukaryota; Metazoa; Chordata; Actinopteri; Clupeiformes; Clupeidae
Gene: rpz4
Product: rapunzel 4
Exons: 3
Coding region: 246-1421 (391 amino acids)
Source: RefSeq, a predicted model, not a curated record
GACUUCUCUCCCGGAAUGGGUGUGCCAGUUUAUCUAUGAGCUGCACUUCGCAGACCACAUGACCACGUAAGAGAAAAACAGGCAGGGCAAACUUCUCUCCUUACGGAAAAACAACGUUCUGUAAAGAUAUAAAGCUCACACAGCCAGCCCAGCUGGGUCUACGCACACUACGUCGUGUCCACGCAGAGCAGGCAACAUACCAGGAUACUAAUAUAACCCCGACCCUAUAGAGCAGAUUCUACAAGAUGGCCGAUCAGCUGCAGCGCCUUGUGGCCGACAAGAAGAAUGUGGUUGAGACCGUCAUGGAUGUGUUUGAGCAAGGGGCAGAGGUAGUGGCCAGCAUUGCAGGAGACCUGUUCCCUGUCUUCGCUAUAGCAGCACCCAUUAUUAGGCUGGCCCUGGACAACGUUGAGAGCAAAGAGGCAGAGUACAUGAAGGAGCAGUUCCAGAAGGUACGGGACAGGCUAGAGGUGGCCUCCGAGGAGAUCCAGCGCAUCAAUGAGGAGAUCAAGAAGAGUGCGGCAGAUGCUGCCUAUUUCUCUGUGGAGGAGAAUCUGACCAACCAGUUCCGUAAGUACAUGGACAUCCUCAAUGCCAAGCCUAAAUUCCGUGAGGUCAAGAAGAAGCUGUUCUUGGAGCACUUCAGCAAGACUGGAGGUGACAAAAACCUGAUCACCCUAUUCGGCGCUGUCACGGGAGAUAACUUCUCUGGAGAGUCUGUGUUGGAGAUCACACUGAACUACGAGCAGAAGGACCGUCGUGUCUUGGAGGACUUCUGUGCCAGGCUUAAAAAACUGUUCUGUGUUGGCCUGAUUGCUUUAAUGGGAUACAGUGCGCUCAAGGGGAAUGAUGAGGAGGAGGAUUUGCUUAGAGACUGGGGGGAGAAGAUGAAGGUUGUUCAGAAUAAAAUGACCACCGUCAUCGAGGACUGCAUCAACAGCUUCCCAAAACAGGCCGAGAUAGAUGUCAAAAGAGUGGUCAGAGACAACUGCGACAAAUCCAAUAAAGAGCUGGCCGACACCAUCGUGGAGACCCUGAAGAAGAAGUACGACUGGGUGCGCUGGUCAGUCCGUGUGUUCUGCUCCCCGUCCGGCCUGUUCACGAACAAGAAGGACUUCCAGUGCUUCACAGGCCGGAGCCGUUUUGCGGUACCCUCAGCAGACGACAAGCUGAACGUCAUGGUCUCCUACAGCGCCUCUCCAGAGCCUCUGAACAAGGACCAGAUCCAGCUGCUAAUCACCAGUCAGAAGAAACCCACUAUCACCGUGGUGGCGGAGUUGUUGUUUGAUAAGGUGCCCGUCUGCGUGGUGCAAACCAUAAAGACCACGUGCAAAGACGUGGUCUGCUCCUACAGCUUCUCAGAGGAAUUGCACUAUUGGGAGGAGCUGAAGAACUUCUAUGUUUGUGUCCAUUCUGCUUAAUGGCAGUUUUGGAAUUUCUUUUGAACUGAGACUCAAUUACCUUUGACAAAAUGGCUAUAUUCCGUUUAACUUUCUGACUUGCAAUGUAAAAGCAUACUAAGUGACCUUUUGAAUAUGACCAAAUCCAUUACAGCAGGAAUACAAUAGUUGCAAUACACUUUUUGACAUCACAUUGCUGUAUCUUUAUACCAAAAAAAUUGACACAAUCUUUGACUGCAAAUUGCAUUUGAAGCCAAUAUAACUUCUUUCCAGUGUACGUUAAGUUAUUAAUCAUAAGUGAUGCGAUCUAGGAAAACCCACCACAUGGUGCAAUUUUACCAACUUAUGAUUCUAAUACCAUCCUAGAUGGGAGGAUGGUAUCCUGGAUUUUGCUAGGAGACAAUAUCCAGAAUGUUGCUAGGAUGGUUUCAGAAUCUUAAAUUGGUGAAAUUUCACUAGAGAGAGUAAAAAGGGAUUUUUGAGUGCACCGUGUGGUGGGUUUUCCUAGAUCGUAUCACAUAUGUAUAACUGUGUAUGAAUUAUCAACUAAUAAGUAUGGGGAAUGAAUGAAAGAAUGGAUGGAUAUGCCUACACUCACAUACUGUAGGGCUUAUCUGCAUGCCUUAUGUGCCCACUGCAGUGUGAUGAAACUGCUUUCGUACCUUAUGCGCCGAUGUGUCUUCCUACUGUUGUUUUACCUUUCCCUUGUCUCAAGCACCCGGCCACACACUUACCGCAGUCCCCAUAGAAUGGGCAUGUUGGAACACAUGAAGUAUGCUAGUGACAGAUGCCGUGUUUGUACAGGAAUUCCUCACAUAAUUAUGGAUUUGUUCGGUCUUCCAUGUGCUUUUUGGAAAUUAAACAUGGCGAAAAAGCAUGUGCGAAUAGGCACAAUAGAUUGCCAUAAACAAAUGUUAAAUAAAUGUUGUAACUAAUCAUA